AAUCGAAAGGUUUUUCGGUCUUCCCUCCUACAUUAGUACCAAUACUCUCUUCUUUGAGGAACAAAGAAGAAAAGAGAGAAAGAGAGAGAGACCUCCCCUGCUUGCUGCUGGUCUCUUCUUCCUCACUUCUCUGAUCAUCCUUUGAUAGAUUACCCAGAAGCAAAACAUCCAACAUGUCUCUGGGUUAUGCGGAAAAGCUCUCCUUUAUAGAAGAUGUCGGUAACGUUGGAAUGGAAGAGUUUUUUGACAAACCUAUGGUUCUUCAGGACAAAAUCGAAAAACUUGGCUUAAUGAUAAAAAAGAGCAAACAUUUGGUGGUGUUUACCGGUGCUGGAAUAUCAACUUCUUGUGGUAUACCCGAUUUUCGUGGUCCAGGUGGUAUUUGGACUCUUCAGCGGGAAGGGAAAUCUUUGCCUGAAGCUUCAUUGCCAUUUCAUCGUGCAAUGCCUGGCAUGACUCACAUGGCUUUAGUUGCCCUUGAGAAGGCCGGUAUCCUGAAACUAGUAAUUAGUCAGAAUGUGGAUGGUCUCCAUCUUCGUUCUGGGAUACCAAGGGAAAAACUAUCGGAAUUGCAUGGGAACUCCUUCAUGGAAAAGUGCCCUUCUUGUGAAGCUGAGUAUAUGCGUGACUUCGAGGUAGAAACUAUCGGAUUGAAGGAGACACCACGACGUUGUUCUAAUGUUGGUUGUGGCGCUAGACUUAGGGACACUGUUCUUGAUUGGGAGGAUCCAUUACCCAAAAAGGAAAUUGACCUUGCUGAAAAACAUUGCAAAAUGGCUGAUGUUGUGUUAUGCCUUGGGACAAGUUUGCAGAUCAAACCUGCAUGCGAUUUGCCCCUCAAAUGUCUUCGAGGUGGAGGGAAGAUUGUAAUUGUGAAUCUUCAGAAAACUCCAAAGGACAACAAAGCAAACAUACUUAUCCAUGGAUUGGUAGAUAAGGUUCUUGCAGGUAUCUUGGAACCACUCAAUUUACGGAUUCCUCCAUUUGUUAGAAUUGAUCUUCUGCAGAUUACUAUCACUUAUGCCGUGAGUUCAGAUAAAAGACAUAUCAACUGGACUCUGAGGAUCACCAGUGUACAUGGAAACCGAGCUCCAUUGCCAUAUGCAAAGUCGGUUGAGGUUUCAUUCAUGGAAGGACAAAACAUGAAAGACGCGAUUCUUGAUAAACAACCAUUCUUCAUUAAAAGGAGAACAAUAAGGAAAACACAACUUUUCGACAUUCUGAUCAAACUCAACCUCAUUGAUGGAUGUGGGUCUCCCUUCACCAAGAUUACUGUUCCUGUAAAUUUUAAGGUUCUUUCGGAAGAUCUCCAAUGCGACAAAGAUGCCAUCUUUGAGGAAAUGAAGGAAAGUGCCAUCAAAGGUCAAUGCUGUGGACAGAAUGCGGUUAUUGAGAGGAGAAGAAGCUGCGUACCACUGAAAAGUGAGACAACAAUCCAUGCGGUUGUAACAAAUGUAGUUUUUCAUGACAAAAGUUCCUUCUCGAAUGGAGCAUCUUCUUCGUUGUUGAGUAACGAAAUGGGAAUGGGGAAGAUGGAAAUGGACAACUGGAGUGGUGGAAAGAAACGUAAGUCGCGCAGCAAGCGAAGAGAUACAGAAGGCGAAAGUAAAGAGUGAAAACAUAGAGCAUAGCCUAGGCUGUGAAUAUCAAUAGACUUUUGUUCAUGAUGGGUAUUGAGUGAAUUUUGGGUUUUUUCUUUUUUUGCACUCAGUUUCUAAAAGAAAGUCAAUGGUUGGGAUUUGGUAUUUAAUAGUUUUGGGUAUGCAGCAUUUUAAGGCUUCAUUUAGUGGGGAUCAUAUGAUAUUUUGAUAACUAAAGAUACAAUUUUUUUUGUUCUGA
Impatiens glandulifera is the source of this 1839-nucleotide messenger RNA. Its product is annotated as NAD-dependent protein deacetylase SRT1. The coding region runs from base 174 to 1616 and encodes 480 amino acids. The record is from RefSeq and is a predicted model, not a curated record. The transcript is spliced from 14 exons. Gene Ontology annotation, molecular function: NAD+ binding. NCBI's taxonomy places the organism in Eukaryota, Viridiplantae, Streptophyta, Magnoliopsida, Ericales, Balsaminaceae.